This is a messenger RNA of Pestalotiopsis fici W106-1, 1347 nucleotides long. RefSeq lists its product as uncharacterized. The transcript is spliced from 3 exons. Gene Ontology annotation, molecular function: DNA-binding transcription factor activity, RNA polymerase II-specific; zinc ion binding. Gene Ontology annotation, biological process: regulation of transcription by RNA polymerase II. The record is from RefSeq and is a predicted model, not a curated record. NCBI's taxonomy places the organism in Eukaryota, Fungi, Ascomycota, Sordariomycetes, Amphisphaeriales, Sporocadaceae. Bases 1 to 1347 code for a protein of 448 amino acids.
AUGAGCGAGAAAACCGACGACAGCAGCCCGGCCGCCAACACCACAAGGCCUAGGAAAUCCCAUCGAAAGUCAAGAAAUGGAUGCCGGAAUUGCAAACGUAGAAAGGUCAAGUGCGAUGAGGUCAAGCCAGAAUGUACCAAUUGCCUCCGCUUCGGCCUGCCUUGCGAUUUCAAGGGCACCGCCAUUCAUGCCAGCAGCUCAGGGAGUGUGACGAGCGGCAACCAGCAGACCAGGUCGCAAGACACUGCAAUACCCAGUCGCAGGCGGGGCCGUGGACGGCCGAGGAGAGAUUGGUUGCAAGAGUUUACAGAAGCAAACGCUCUAUCUGCGGUGCCAAAAGCCGGUGUGCCCGAGAAGAGAGAGGCGAUACACGAUCCCUACACGCUCAAUACUGCCAAUAUUGAGCUUAUGCUUCAUUUCACGGCGUAUACGUCUGGCUCUCUGUCCGGCACCAUGUCUCGCAAAGACAAGAUCACAAAUUUCUGGGCUUUCAAUGUGCCGAAAAUCGGCAUCUCGCACCACUUCGUCCUCAAUCUAGUGUUUGCAGUGUCGUCCUACCACCUGGCCUACCUGGAGGCUUCCGACAAUGCGCAGCGUCGGGACUAUACACGACAGGCCGAGUACCAUUUCGAACAUGGCCUGGCGGCAUUCACGCAAGCUCUAGCGAAUGCAAACGAGUCCAAUUGUGGUGCCCUGGACGUGUCUGCCACCAUGGUUUGCUAUUGCACAUUUGCUGCAGGCCCAAAAGGGCCCAACGAUCUGCUGAUUUGCAGAGUUGAAGAUCAAAUAGCGCACAAUUGGUGGCCUGUGAUCAAGGGUCUUCGCCUGAUCCGAGAAAUUUUUGACGCCGACAUACUCUUCUCAGGACUCAUGUCGCCCCUCGGGCCUUCGGAAAGCCCAGAGGUUCCAGAUUCUCGCGCGCAGUGCCUUCGAGAGGAUUUCCCACGCGUCGACUGGGAAAAACAUAUCGGAGAGUUGGGUGAUUUGGUUAAAUCCAGCUCUAGCAGUCACCGCGAUGUAUACUUGAAAGAGUAUGACAUUCUGGCCGCCAUCUACGAGGGUACAUAUGGCGAUGAAAAUGGCGAGUACCAUGGACCUGGUUACAAUCGAAUGGUUUUUGCAUGGAUGUAUCGCAUGGACGACGCCUUUGUCGAUCGUGUUCGCGAAAAGGACCCAAUACCUCUGUUGCUUCUUGCCCAUUUCGCACAGCUUCUCACUACUUUGAAAAAGUGUUGGUUCAUGGAUGGGUGGGCUGAGCACCUGCUAGAAAACACGAGCAGAAUGCUCGACAAAGAGCAUAGGAAAUGGGUGGAGUGGCCACGAAUACAAGUUGGUCUCCCGCCUUAG